AUGCUCGUGUCGAGUGAAUUCUUCCGCGAGAUCCAGAUUAGUGAAGCAGGAUUAAGAGAUCUGCUUGCCACGGGCCCUACACCUUCUCGGUUUCUCAACUUCCUAGCAGCCAUAAGCCUUCGAACACGGACCGAUGCUUACACAUGGGAUUUCAUUUCCAUCGAGCAAGAUGUUGAGCAGAACAAUUCUCAAAGUGCCUGA
This is a messenger RNA of Aspergillus luchuensis, 201 nucleotides long. RefSeq lists its product as uncharacterized. The record is from RefSeq and is a predicted model, not a curated record. NCBI's taxonomy places the organism in Eukaryota, Fungi, Ascomycota, Eurotiomycetes, Eurotiales, Aspergillaceae. The transcript has a single exon. The coding region runs from base 1 to 201 and encodes 66 amino acids.